Messenger RNA from Ceutorhynchus assimilis (cabbage seed weevil), 2205 nucleotides. The record is from the annotation of a GenBank genome assembly. Lineage: Eukaryota; Metazoa; Arthropoda; Insecta; Coleoptera; Curculionidae.
GUUAAAUAGACCAAUAGACGGCAUCCAGCACAGCUUAGAAUCAGCCAAUGGCAUACGACCACGAGUGAACAUAACCUCAUAAUCUGUCCCUGUCCUGCCUGCAACAAUUUCAAUAGGCCCCACACCAUUCCAUUCAAUAUGAUGCCCAUGAGCUCGACUUACGGGCUGCCGCCUCAGACCAUUCCAUUCAAUAUGAUGCCCAUGAGCUCGACUUCCGGGAUGCCGCCUCCCCAUGCGGCCCCUGCUUUGCCACCGCCUGCUUCUACAGUGUCCAACAUAUCAUCAAGGAACAUGAAACCGAAUUAUAAACUGCAAUUUACACUGGCUGGACACAUCAAAGGUGUUUCAUCUGUAAAAUUCAGCCCAAAUGGAGAAUGGCUGGCAAGUGGUUCGGCUGAUAAGUUGAUUAAAAUUUGGGGAGCUUAUGAUGGCAAAUUUGAGAAAACUUUUAAUGGCCAUGAGUUGGGUGUAAGUGAUGUAGCUUGGUCAAGAGACAGUCGUUUGUUAGUCUCAGCUAGUGACGACAAAACUUUAAAGAUCUGGGAACUAGCAUCCGGCCGAUGCCUCAAAACUUUAGAAGGUCAUAACCACUAUGUGUUUUGCUGCAACUUCAAUCCCCAGUCUAAUCUUAUAGUAUCUGGUUCAUUCGAUGAAUCUGUGAAGAUAUGGGAUGUGCGCAAAGGAAAAUGUCUCAAAACUUUGCCGGCUCAUGCUGAUCCUAUUACUUCGGUAGACUUUAACUACGACGGUUCUCUGAUUGUUAGUGGUAGCUUUGAUGGGUUGUUUCGAAUUUGGGACACUGGCUCUGGCAACUGCUUGAAAACAUUGAUCGAGUGUGGGAAUUCCCCAGUUUCCACUGUCAAAUUUUCACCAAAUGGAAAAUAUAUCCUAGCUGCUACUUUAGAUAGCACCAUAAAGUUAUGGGAUUAUGCCAAGGGUAAUUGCGUGAAAACUUACUCUGGUCACAAUAACGAGAAAUAUUGCAUUUUUACAAACUUUGUGAAUGGAAAAUGGAUUGUUUGUGGAUCGGAGGAUAAUAUGGUUUAUAUUUGGAAUUUGCAGACAAAAGAAAUAGUACAGAAAUUAGAGGGUCACACAGACACAGUAAUUGGUACGGCAUGCCACCCAAUGCAAAAUAUAAUCGCAACAUCGGCUUUAGAAAAUGAUGCAACCAUAAAACUGUGGAAAAGUGAUUGUUAAAUUCAAGCUACCAUUUAAGGUUUCUACAAAUUUAUGUUUUUGCUACCAUUUAAGGUUUCUACAAAUUUAUGUUUUUAGUUUUAUAUUUUCUUUUCACCUUAUCGCUUUGCGUUUGUUCAAAAAGCCUACAUUUCUUCAAGUUGGAUCUCAUAUUUUUUAUUUAAAACCCCAAAGUCAAUUGAAAAUACUUUGUUACUACACUACACCCCCUGGAAAAAUUACUGUGCAACUUUUCCACAUUCAUCAUUAUUUCCCUUGACUCUAAGGAAUAGUAUAAAUUGUAUCACCAAUAAAACCUUGGUCUGAGGUUUCCUCAGACCUACAUCAAAAAAUGUUGGCUUUUUGAAUUAACUCAUAUCAGCUCAAACUAGAAUUAAUAAUUUAGAAUAAGAGUUUUUUUAUUUUAUUUAUCACUUCCAAACUGUUGGACACUGAUAACGUUUUGUAGUUUAGUUUUAGUUUUUAGUUUUCAUUUCCCCAGAAAAUGGAGGGUUCAGUUAUAGACGUCAAUACAAAGCCUAAUUUAACUAUUUUUUUGAGUUGCAUUUGAUUAAUUUAAAUUAAUCAGAUAAUACACAUUCAAAAAAUAAAAAACCCUAGGUCGUUUUUACGUCAGAUACUACUAAUAAAAUGGUAUUUUUAUAUUUGAUAUAAUUUUUUGAAUACCUAUGUAGAAACGGUAAAGGCCUGCUCUAUUUCUAUUAAAGAAAUAAAGAUGUUUUAAUAUAUUUUUUUAAAUCUACCAUUUUCUAUUUAAUUUUUUUCAAUUUACUAGCUGAAGUCCAGCAGCUGGACUCAGCCGUAGGGUUUCGAGAAAGCUCAUUAGCAUUUUAGGAUGUCAUUUACAGCUGAUCCGCCCACGUUCUUUAGCCAGUAGCGCGGCAGGAGAAAUUUAUUAAUGUUCUGAGUAAUUUCUAUUUUUAUCGUCAUCCUUUUUUGCUAUUUUUGUUGAUAAUUUUUGUACAUUUCUGGUAUGUGAGAGAACCUUCAAAACUAUUGUAAUCA